AUGCUGCAAGGAAGGAUUAAAAAGUUUAAGGUCCCAGUUGACAACAACAUUGAUAAUUUUAUAAAAGAUAUAAAUAUAAAGAAGAAUGAAUAUAUAUAUGCAUGUGAUUUAGUCGAUGAUGAUAAUAUAAAUUUGACAGGUGAGAGUGUGAUAAGUUUAUUUGAUUACAUAAAUGAGAGUUAUAGUAAUGUAUUAUUAUUAUUAUGUCAAGAAGGUUUUGAUAGUAUAUUAAAUUAUAUGCGUGGAUAUAAUAAUUUAAAUGAUGCAGAGAAUGAGAAGAUAUUUGGAUGUUUAACUAUACUAAUUGAAAAAGGUGUGGAUAUAUUUAAGAAUUAUUAUAAGUGUUUAGAGAAGUGUAAUAAGAAAGAUGACUUUUAUAAUGAUGCUGAAAAGAUGGAUAUAAUAAUAAAUGAAAAUAAUAGUAUUAUGAAUAUGAUAAUAGAAUGUUUAGAAUCUAAUUAUAAAGAAUAUUGUAUAAAUGAAAAGAAAAGGAAAUUAUCAUAUUUUGAAAUUAAAGAAAUAAUAAUAUCAUUUUUUAAUGCUUUAACAUUUAUAUAUAUAAAUAUAUUUAAUUCAUAUUUUAAUUCAAAAUUUUCAAAACAACCGAAUAAUGAGAUUAUAAUAAAUGUUCAAAGAGGUAGAAAAAAACAGAAAAGAGAUAAUGAUGAAGAGAAUAAUAUAGCUUUAAAAAAUAUAAAUAGUUUAUUAAAUAAUAUUAUUUUGUUAGUUAGUAAUAUCAAUUUUGAUUUAUUAUAUGAUAAUAUAAAUAUAUCUAUUCUAGAUAUAUAUUUACAUUUUUUUUUAAACCUAUAUACAUUAAGUCAAGAGAAUACAACAGCAUUUAAUAUGAACAGUAUGUAUCAUGAGGAGGUAUCUAUUAUUAUAGGGAAUCUAUUAAAAUUGUAUAUAAAGAAGGAUGACAAAAAGUUUAUUGAAUCUACUGAGAAGACUGUUAAAAUGCCUAGUAAUAUUUUAAAUCACAUGGGAUAUAAUAAGGAAACAAAUAAGGUUGUUGAUAAUAAGAAAAAGAGGAAAAAGAGUAAACAUAUGGAUGAAAAUGAAAAUGAUGAUGAUUAUAAUAGUGACAUGUCUGUUGAUGAUGACAAUAAUAAUGAUAAUAAUAAAAACAAUACUGAGAAUGAUAAUAAAACAACCGAAAAAGAUAAUAGUAAUAAUAAUAAAAAGAGAGAAGAGACGGAGGAUGAGAUCUUUUAUUCUUUUUCUUUUUCUUACAUAUUUUUAAAUGUAUGUAAGAAAUGUAAUAAUAUAAAUAUAUGUGAUUGUAUAUUAAGAGUAAGGAAUACUGAGAUUCCUAAGGUUAUAAUGAAAGAGUUUAUAGAUCAUAUAAAAGAGAAUUCGAUAGUAUAUUUAAAUUUGAGUGUGCAAACACACAUGCAGAAUGAAAUUUUAAAUAUAUUAAAUUGUUUGGAAUAUUUUUCAAAAAAUUUAAGUGUUCAUUUAAUAUAUUAUUUGAACGAUAUAACGGAUAUGUUAGGUAUAGACAUUUAUUAUAUAAGGAAAUCUAUAUUUGAGAUUUUUAAAAAUUUUAUAAUUUUAUCUAAGGGUAGUGAAGAAACGAAACUAAAUAAUGUUAAGGAUUCUGAAGAUACAACAAAUUAUAGGAAGAAUGAAAAAAAGGGUAAAAAAUAUUUUAAUAAGAUUACUACAGAUGAUAAUGAAAGGAAUUAUUCUCUAAAACGUAAUGGUAGUUAUAAUGAUAGUGAUAAAAAUAUUGAUAGUGAUAAAAAUAUUCAUAGUGAUAAAAAUAUUUAUAGUGAUAAAAAUAUUUAUAGUGAUAAAAAUAUUCAUAGUGAUGAAAAUAUUCAUAGUGAUGAAAGUAUUUAUAGUGAUGAAAGUAUUUAUAGUGAUGAAAGUAUUUAUAGUGAUGAAAAUAGUUAUAGUGAUGAUGAUACUGAUUUUUUUAGUGACUCAAAUGUAAAUGAUAAUUGUUCUAAUAAAAAGGGAGACAAAUCAAAGAAAAAAAAAAAAAAUAAUAAUAAUAAAAAAAAAAAUAUUUGUAAUAAAAAACAAAUGGAUGAUUUAUUAAAAUCAUCUUCUUUACAUAUCAAUGAGAAUAGUAUAAAUACAUAUAAAGAUAUAAUAAAUAAAUUAGUAUUGGAGGAUUUAUAUUUUUUACAAUCAUGUUUUGAGGAAUGCUUAAAAAACCGAGCUUAUAUAAUGCAUACAUUAAUAUGUAGACAAUAUGAUUCGAAAUUACAUGUUCGUUGUUAUUUGUUGAAAAUAUUUCAUGAAUUAAUUGAGAAUAAUUAUAUUCCUUUAAAUUAUUAUAAUAAUAUAUGUUUGAUAUGUAGUGAGCGAAUAAAUGACAAAUCUCCUUUAGUAAGGCAGAGAGCAUUUUCUUUAUUAUCUUGUAUAGCAAAUGAUGUGGUAAAAACGAAAUAUAUGAUACCUUUAGACACGAAUAGAAUAAAUAAGGAUUUAUGUUAUUUGAAUAAAAGAAGGGAUUUAUUAAAUAAGAAUGAAUCUUCAAAGGUUAAUAUAAAUGGAAGUGUUAAUAUUAAGAAAGAGAUGGAUGAUGAUAGAAUAAGAAAUAUAAGAAGGAAAAAGAGGAUUAAUUUAUCUGAUAGUGAUGACACCAACAGUGAUGAUAUGGAUGAAUGUAUUGAAAAUAAGAAGAGUGAUAAUAAUAGACAUAAUAAUAAAAAAAUAUUUUUAGAUGGUUUAAACCUUAGGUGUGAUUUGAAAAAUAAAAAUGAUAUUAUGAAUGGAGGUGGAGGUUCAGAUUGUAGUUUGAAAGGUGAUAAAGAAAAUGAGGAUGACAGAGUGAAGUAUGCGAAUCAAUUAGAUCUUUUGAUUAGGAUGUAUAAUGAAGUUUUGUUUAUAUCACUGAUUGUUGAUGAAUGUGUUGAUUUGUGUUUUAAGUUGUUAUAUUCUACUAUUGAAACAGAUCAGAAGAGUGCUAUACGAUUUAUAAUUUUAGCUCAUAUAUGUGGAAAUAAUAAAGCAGGAGAUGAUAUGAAUAAGGUAUGGUCUUUAAUAUUUAGUAAUAAUAACAUUAUAGUAGAAAUAAUAAUAAAUGAAUUUGUAAAUGUAAAUAUAUCAAGUGAUGAUUAUCGAAUGAGCGCUUUUAGAUUAAUUAAUGUGGUUUUGAAUAGUAAAUUAAAAGAUAUAUCUUGUAUAGAGAAGAUAAUUGAAUGUUUAUUGAUUCAAGAAAAGGGUAGUUCAAUAAGUGUAGGUAAAUUAUUGGAUGAAUUAUUUAACAUUUUAUUUGUUGAUAAAUUUAGUGAUAAUAAGAAUAUGAUAAUAAAAGAGGGUGCUUUGAUACUUAUGAGAAUAUUAUGUUAUUCUAUAUAUAGUGUAAAUAUAAAGAAAGGAAAAAAGGAUCAAUAUUUUUUAUUUACAAAUAAGAAGAAGCAUUUAAUAUUAUUAUUUAUAAAUGAAUACAAGGAUAAUUUGCAUUUUAUGAAUUUGUUGAUAUUAAUAUUGAAGUAUAAUAAGACGAAUAAGAUAAUACAGAGUUUGUUGAUAAUAUUAUUUAAUUUAAUAUUUGACAAGAUGAUUGUGUGUGAUGGUUCAGAGGAUGAUAUAUAUAAAAGAGGUGAGAAAAAAUUGAAUAAUGUAAUGGGUAAUAUAUAUGAUAUGGAUAAUAAUAAGAAUAAUAAAUAUAUAGAAAUGAAUGUUUGUUCUAUGGAUUUAAAUGGAAAUUUAAAAGAAGAGUGUUUAUAUGAAUAUAGAAACACUUGGUUUAAAUGUUGUCAAUCGAUAGUUGAAAGUAUGUAUGUGCAUUUUGAUGAUUUUCUUAUUAUAUUUACAACAAAGAUAAGGAAUAUGUUACAUUUUAUGUUGAAUAAUAAUAUGUGUAAAUUUCAAAACACAUUUUUAAAUAAAGAGAUAAGUGUAGAUAAUAAUAAUAAUAAUAAUAAUAAUAAAAAGGUUUCGUGUUUGACGUUGUCAAAAUUUAUAUUUUUAUGUGGGCAUUUAGGUUUGUAUACAUAUAUAUAUGCUGAAAAGAUUCAGAACAAAUUAAAAAAGAUCGUUUCUAAAAAUGAGAAUAAUUAUGGUAUGUGCACUAGAGAAGAAAAGGAUAGAGAGUAUUUUGAUUAUGUUGUUGAGCAUAUGAUUGUAUGUAAUAAUUUAUUUGGUAAAAAAGUUAUGCCUUUAAUAUUUUUUAUAAUAAAUAAUCCUAAAGAAUUUUUUAAAGAAUGUAUUAUAAAUGAUGAUGAAAUGAAUAAUUUUUAUAAUAAAGAAGAAAUUGUUUCUAAGGAGGAUGAUUCAUUGUAUAUGAACUAUGAGAUAUAUUUAUUGAUACUAGUAUGUUUGUUGACGUUAUGUAAGUUUUCAAUUAUAUCUCAAACGUUUUGUCAAAAGAUUAUGUCUAAUAAUAUGUCUAUAAUUAAGUUAAUCGUUUCUAUAAUAACAGAGGAAGAAAACCAGUUGUUCUUUAAAAAUGGAGAUGUUCGUAAUGGUUCGGAUGAAAUAGAAAAGGAAAAGGAAAGGGAAAAGAAUAUUUUAAGUUUGUGUGAUGAUAUAAAUGAAAAUGAAAAGAGUAAGAAUGAUAAUAUAAAUAUAAAAUGUGAUAAUAUAAAAUGUGAUAAUAUAAAAUGUGAUAAUAUAAAAUGUGAUAAUAUAAAAUGUGACAAUAUAAAGGGGGAUGAUAAAAUGUAUUAUAAUAAUAUGUCACAUUUAAAUUAUAAAUCUGUCAAAUAUGACAAAUUCAAAGAUUGCAUCAUGUAUAAAACCAUAUCUAAUAUAAGAAAAAUGUUACUUAUUAGUUAUGCAGAUUUAUUAUAUCGUCAUCCAAAUUUGUUAGAGCCAUACAAUAAAUAUAUUUUCAAAGUAUUGAAUGAUGAAGAUAUAAAUAUGAGAAGAACAGCUGUAUCAGUGUUUACUCAUUUAUUUAUGACUGAUACUGUUAAGGCAAAGAGUAUAUUACUUAUACAUAUGAUGUAUUUAACUAUAGAUAAUGAUGAUAAAAUAUCUAGUGGAUCAAAAUCUUUUUUUUAUGAACUAGAUAGGAAAUCUCCAAUAACACUUGUUAAUAAUAUAUGUGAUAUGAUAUCUGUUCUAGCUCGAAAUGAUAGAAAGUUAGAAUAUGAGAUGAAUAAGAAAAUAUUAUUAUUCCUAUUAACCUUUUUAAAGAAAAGUAAAUAUAACGAAACUCUAGUAGAAAAGAUUUUUAAAAAAAUGAAAGAAGUAAAUAUUAAUAGAACUGAUGAUUUACAUUUAUAUAUGCAGGUGUUUUUAAAUAUACAUAUUGAUGAAAAAAUAUUAGCAAAAAUAAAUAAAUGCUUUCCUUUGAUACGGUAUAUUAUUCGAGAAAAUGAAUAUAUCCAUGAUAAUUUUAUACUUAUAUGUAAAAAGGCUGCUGAGAAAAAAAGAGGCAGACCAACAGAAGACGGCCAACAACAAAAUAAUACAAAUAGUAGUAGUAAUAAUAACAAUAAUAAUGAUAAUAGUAAUAAUAAUAAUGAUAAGGUGGAGACUGAAAAAAAUGAGAAUAAAAUGAGAGAGCUAGCUGAGGAUCUACUCGGCAAAAUAGAAUCCACGACAAAUAAGACACGGCACAUGUUUAGUUUUGAAAGCGAGAUAAAGUCGAUUACCAAUGAGGAGAAAAGGUAA
Plasmodium gaboni is the source of this 5580-nucleotide messenger RNA. RefSeq lists its product as hypothetical. The transcript has a single exon. The record is from RefSeq and is a predicted model, not a curated record. Gene Ontology annotation, cellular component: condensed chromosome, centromeric region. Gene Ontology annotation, biological process: meiotic chromosome condensation; mitotic chromosome condensation. The coding region runs from base 1 to 5580 and encodes 1859 amino acids. Gene Ontology annotation, molecular function: histone binding. NCBI's taxonomy places the organism in Eukaryota, Apicomplexa, Aconoidasida, Haemosporida, Plasmodiidae.